Pecten maximus is the source of this 4034-nucleotide messenger RNA. Its product is annotated as sodium bicarbonate cotransporter 3-like. NCBI's taxonomy places the organism in Eukaryota, Metazoa, Mollusca, Bivalvia, Pectinida, Pectinidae. Gene Ontology annotation, molecular function: monoatomic anion transmembrane transporter activity; sodium:bicarbonate symporter activity; solute:inorganic anion antiporter activity. The transcript has 21 exons. Gene Ontology annotation, cellular component: plasma membrane. Bases 126 to 3296 code for a protein of 1056 amino acids. Gene Ontology annotation, biological process: transmembrane transport; bicarbonate transport; regulation of intracellular pH. The record is from RefSeq and is a predicted model, not a curated record.
GGAUGUUUAAAACUGCUAAACAUUCUUCAAGACAGCACAUUACUAGUUCACGGAAACUGUAACGAAGGCGAAUAUUGAGGAUUAAAAUAUUUGUUUGAAUUUAUUUUCAUAAAAAACUGUUCGAAAUGCCGCAUAGAACAGCUGCUCAGAAAAUUGCUCAGAAAAACAUGGAGAACGGAAGCGGAUACGAUAGAGGACGUAGAGGGAGUACUUACAUUCAAGUGCGCAUGCCCAAUCGCCCGGACAGGCCAUAUAUUGAUACAGAGGACUCGUCUGACAACUCCAAAGAGGACUAUGAUCCAACUGAUCGGAUUCAGAACUUACUGAACUCAGUAAAAGACGAGGCUCAUAAAACCCACAGCAUUUUCAGUGAAUUAGAUGUACUCCGAAGGUACAACGAUGCCUACGAAUGGAGAGAAGCAGCAAGAUGGGUUAAGUACGAAGAGAAUGUUGAAGAGGGCGGUAAACGUUGGUCCAAACCCCACGUAGCCUCGCUCUCCAUGAAAUCCCUAUUUGACCUAAGAGGAGCUAUUGCAGAAGGAGCCGUCAUUCUUGAUUUAGAUUCGUACAGCAUAUCUGAGAUCGUAGAUAACGUCCUUGAUUGUUGGAUCGAUGCCGGACAUCUGGACAGUAAGAUGCGCGUGCAUGUGAGGAACGUGUCCCUGAAGGAACACAAGCAUCGCCAUACAAAACGGCCUAAAAAUAGUCGUUCUGUAUCAAAAAAUCUUGGAGAGAUCGGCGAUGAUCCAGAGUAUGGAGGAAGUGCUGCCUAUCUGAAUAGCGGAGCGAGUUUCGCAAGUAUAGACAGCGUCAGCGGAAUCCCGACCUCAAACAGUGCCGGUGAUAUCCAAAACGAGGCUGAUAACCCAUCCUCGUCUUACUACAAGCCAAACACUAACUUCAUGCGCAAGAUUCCAAAGGACGCCGAGGUAGCUAGCGUGAUGAUUGGGGAGAUUGAUGACCUCGAUAGUCGUAUAGUGGCCUUUGUACGACUCAAAGAGCCACGAAACCUUGGAGAUCUGUGUGAGAUCGCCAAGCCUGUCCGCUUUCUUUUCUUCUGCUUCGGACCCAAGGGUAGCGAGACGGACUGCAUGGAAAUUGGGCGAUGUAUUUCCACCAUGCUUGUUGAUGACAUUUUCCGAGAGGUGGCAUACAAGAGUCGCGAUGAUGAAGAUUUCAAGGCAGGAAUUGAUGAGUUUAUGAAUCAGGUCACAGUGCUUCCCCCUGGCGAGUGGGAUCCAAAAAUCAGGAUUGAACCGCCAAACAAGGUCCCUUCACAGGAGUUCCGGCGCGCCUCGGUCCACAAUGUAGCUAGUGGCGUCUUAGAUCAGAAGAGUGAAUCAUCAGAGGACGACCAUGGCGGACAUGAUGAUCCUGCACUUGAGCUCUCCAAAAUACCGUUUAAGGGUCUGUAUGACGACAUCAAGAGAAAGAUCCCGUGGUACUGGAGCGACUACAAAGACGCGAUUCACAUCCAGUGUCUAGCCUCCUUUGUCUACGUAUUUCUGGGAACUCUCACGCCCAAUGUCACCUUUGGGGGUCUCUUAGGGGAGGCCACAGACCAGUAUAUGGGAGUGAUGGAGUGUAUAUUCGCCGCUGCGGUGACGGGCAUUUUGUUCGCCCUGUUUGGAGGUCAACCUCUCAACAUUCUCGGCAGUACCGGACCCAUGUUGGUGCUUGAGUCCAUCAUCUACAACCUCUGCAAGGACAACGACUGGGAAUUCAUGCCAGUUCGGUUCUGGGUAGGAAUGUGGACAGUGUUUAUUAUUAUGGUGAUUGUGACCUUUAACCUCAGUGCUUGGGUGAAAUAUAUAACUCGAUUCACGGAAGACAGUUUUGCGACUCUCAUUGCGAUCAUCUUUAUAGUGGAGGCUUUCAAAAAGGUGGGAGAUAUCGGCAAGGAAAACCCGGUAAAUCUUAACCCACACGACCCCAUUCCAACCGAAUGCACGUGUAUUCCACGCAACUGCACAGGAAUCUGGGACGCAAAUAAUACAGCAACGAACAUGACGACAACAACGUUAGGGUACACUUGCGAUGACGUGUCAAAUUUUACCGAUUCGAUGUGGGGUACCAUGUCCGUCAUGGCUUGUGAAUCGUAUGGAGGAACUCCAGUCGGACCCGGAUGUAACCCACCUCACUACGUAUCCGACGUUUUCUUCUUUUCCAUCCUGCUCUUUAUCGGAACUUUCAGCACCGCGGUCGCCCUGGUGGAGUUUAAGAGUAGCACACUCUUCCCUGCUGUGGUCCGUCAAAGAAUCAGCGACUUCGCCGUACUGAUCGCCAUCGUUGUCAUGGUGUUGAUCGACUACUUUAUUGGAAUUGAAACACCAAAACUGACCGUCCCAGAUGAGUUUAAGCCGACCAAGCCCGGACGAGGCUGGGUGGUGAACCCCUUCAGCGAGAGAAACCCCUGGUGGUUGUAUAUAGCUACCGUCGUACCUGCUAUCCUAUCUACCAUCCUUAUCUUCCUCGACCAGCAAAUCACCGCCGUCAUUGUCAACAGGAAGGAGAACAAGCUGAAGAAAGGUGUCGGUUACCAUCUGGACAUGUUCGUGGUAGCCAUUGUCGUGGGUAUCCAUUCUGUGCUUGGUCUGCCAUGGUACGUAGCCGCCACCGUCUCCGCUCUCGCCCACAUCAACAGUCUCAAGAAAGAAUCCGAAUGUACCGCUCCGGGAGAGAAACCUACAUUCCUCGGCAUCAGGGAACAGAGAGUGACCGCCCUCUUUAUCGGCAUCCUUAGUGGUCUUGCUGUCCUCAUCACCCCCGUCCUCAAGAUGAUCCCCAUGCCUGUGCUUUAUGGUGUGUUCCUGUACAUGGGUUUCUCCGCUCUCAGAGGCAUGCAGUUCGUGGACCGAUUAUUCCUGUUCUUCCAGCCUGUUAAAUACCAGCCGGACUUGCCUUACAUUCGUCACGUCCCUCUGUGGAGGAUCCAUAUGUUUACCAUUAUCCAAAUCCUGUGUCUCGUCAUUCUGUGGGUCGUGAAGACCAUCAAAGCUAUCUCUAUUGGAUUCCCUCUCUUGGUACUUGCGACUGGUGUUGUCAGGAAAUUGUUGGAAUGCGUGUACACACAGAACGAGCUACGUUACAUAGACGAUCUGCUCCCUGGCGUCAAAGACAAGGGAAAGGAUAAGGAAAAGCACUCCGUGCCAUAUAAAUCCUUCGAUGGAAAUGGGAGCUCAGGCAAAAAUGGUGUGAAAAAUGGCGACUCCUUAUCCAAACCCUCCUUCUUCCUAUCCGAGGAAUGUGAACUCAACAAGAGAUCUGGUGGGAAUUCCAAAAACACCAAACUUUAAUUGUGUUUGUGACUACCAUGAUAUCAAACAGAAACUUAUUUAGUAAUGGCACGGCGAGUGUCGUGAUAGUAUACGUCAUUGUGUUAGCCCAGCCAAUCAGACACCGGCUAAGGAUCACGUGACAGAUUUCUACACCAACAUGAUGCUUCGCCAUUAUUUUUUCACUUUCUAUAUGAAGGAAUAUGAAAAUAUGAUAAUUAUAUUUUUGAAAUCCUAUAGAAACACACGUAUUAUUUUUGAUCACGUGAAUGUGCAUUGGUGUUGAUACUUCUAUCAGAUAACAUUUUGUGGUGUUCAGAUGAGGAAAUCCAGCUUAAGACAAAACACAUAGUUAUUGUUAAAAAAAACCAGUGCAUCAUGCCAAUGUUGAUAGUGGCUUAUAACCCCUCUAGUUUACACGUGUUCUAACCUUAAAUGUGUGCUUAUCAGUCUAUAUACUUCUAUAUAUAUUCUGUGGAAAAUAUACCCCAAUCAAAACUAGGCAAGAACUUGCUCGUGAAUUUAGAACAGUUAAUCGCGACAUGAUCUGUGAUAGCUUAAUUUUGUGUCGGGAAAGCCAAGUAGUCCGCUAUUGUUCCAGUGCAUCAUUGCGUUCUGUACAUAAUCUAUGACCUUCUACACGAAAUCCAGCACCGGUCUUGCCUUCCUUCAUUAUAUAUGUGGGCGUAGUUUAAAUUAACCUUAACUAUUUUUUUUAUAACUUAUAGUUAUAGUUAUAUAGUUUCUAGUGCGUGCAUU